CGUUCUGCGCACGCGCAGCAGUUUUGAAUCCUCCUUCGCCUCUGCUGUUUAUUUAGCGCCGAGUCUGCGGUGCGGAUCCGGCGGCUCCUGGGCCGCCUCCGGCCGCCGUUUGCCUCUCGGCCUGCGGGGUUUAUUCUUUUUCCGACCCUCCUGGAACCUCGGCCUGCGGGGGCUUCCCUCUCAGGCCUCAGUCGGGCAUCGUGGGCCGGAAACAUGGCCUCCUUCCAUCUGGAUCAUCUAAAAAAUUACCACAGAAGAUUUUGCCGGCCUUCCAGAGCGCCCAACAUUCAAGCAAAGCAAGGCCAGAAUGUGCUGGAUAUCUUACAAGACUGUUUUGAAGAACAAAAUUCUCCAGAGUCCUUGCGUUGUUCCACACCUAAAGUGAAAGAUAAUCAUAAUCAAUCAGCAGGCAAAGAGAUCAAUGUAUUUCUUUGUGCUCAGUGCCAGGCAUCAUGUUCAAAAUCAGUUCCGGGUUCUUCAAGGAGCAAAGAAGCUUUUCUGCAAGUUGCUGCAGAACUGAGUGAAGCUGCUCAUGGAUCAGUUCAGGCUAAUGAAGUUCAUCCGAAAAUUCCAGCUACUGAUGUUUCUAAAAGUACAGCGGACUCAAACAACAUGUCAAGUAAAAAAACAAAUGGUCACCACAGUGCCACCAGUGAUGACUUUGUCUUACCUGGUGGCUCCCCUGUGGUUCUUUUGGGUGCAAAAACGUCUGAAUUGCAGAAUGUUAUUUCAUCUCUUGGCCAAAAUAGAGUGGCUUCCGUCUUAAGAAAUUCAGGAGAUACAAAAUCUUCAAAUACAGACAUUUCUCUUAAAACCAGGAAAAGGUUAAACUUUGAAGAUAAAAGUAUUUUGAACAAAGCAGAAAUAGAGAACAAUGUAUUAGAAGAAGAUAGCACAUCAGAAGUACAAGAAGGAAUAGCAUCAGAAACGUCUCAGAGAAGACAAGAUUUGAGCUAUGAAAUCCAACCACGAUCUAAGAAGAGUUUUUCAGCAUUGUAUUUAGAAACUGUCAAGAGGAAAAGUGAAUCUAGUUCCAUUGUUAGGCAUACAACAGUAGUUCGACCUCUUUCAUCUCCUCCAAAUAACAUGAAAUUAUUAGAAGAUGAAUUUAUUAUUGAUGAGUCAGAUAGAAGUUUUGCAAGUCAACCUUGGGUGACAAUACCAAGAAAAGGCAGACCUCUGAGACAGCACUUGCCAUCUCCUGAAAACAUUGGAACUCCUAAAGAUAAGAAGUCAAGAGAAAAACCUCAGAGUGUGUCAGCUAAGACUUCGAUAAGUGGCUCCCAGUCUCAUAAGGCUCCCCCAAAAGAGAAAUCUCAGCCUUCUGUUGAAAACCUCCUGGGGAUUAGUUGUACAGAUGAAUUGGAAAAUGACUGUAGAUUUACAGAAAAUAAAAUGCAUUCUGAGAAUGCUAAAGAGCCAUCUGGAAUCAAAAGGACUGUAAGACAGCAGCAGAGAAGAGCAUCAAAGCCUACAAUAGUUGAAGAGCAGGUUAACGUGCAACAGGGUAGAAAGGGGAAGAGGAAAAUGCCAAACAUUGGCCGGGACAAGUCACAUGUAAAUUCAGAAAGAAAAAUGGAAGACUGUGAAGAGGUGAGAAAUGAGCCUGUUCCCAAGAAACAGAUGCUGCCUGUUGAAAACAAGAAAAAAAAGCAUAGCACCCAAAAAGAUAAGGAAAAAUCAAAAUCCAGAGAGAAAUGUGUUUCUGGUGGGUCUAAGGACAAAUGUGUGCCUGACGAAGUGUCUCUGAGUGUCAGGAGAAGUUGUAGAAUUUCUCACCAUCCAUCUGAGUGGUGGCUGGUAAAACCAGAGGAAGGUUCUGUUAAUAGGAGUUCUUCAAGAGAAAAUGAAUCGUCAGGGGUGGAUCACAAUAGAAGAAAACGGGCUAAGAAAAAUCAGUUACCUGCGAAUCCUGGGAAAAAACCUUUUCCAUCAAAAAGACAGAAGACAGAGAGCAGCUCGAGAGUACAGAAGUCUUCCAAUGUUAAGGGUUCUAGAGGAAGUGUUAGUCAUGAUGAAAUCUCUGGUUCCCAGAGUGAGCCAUUGGAAAACAAUGAGGCAGACCCAACUCAGAUGAAAAGUCUGGAUAUUUCUGGACCUACACGAGGCUCUAAGUAUCAAAACAGUAUUAUGACUUCACAAAAUGUUCGUUUAAAGUCUCAUACUGGGAAAUAUACAAGUAAGACACCAAAAGAGUCUAUUUCGGAUUCAAGCGAGCCUAAAAAUUCGAUUUGGGAAGAAAGUGGACCUUCCAGGUUCAAGGAUCAUUUAAUGUCUGGAAGCAAUAACUCUGACGUGGGUGGUAAAAAGGAGAGUUUGGAUUUAAGAAUAAGAAGUUCUAAUGUGCCACCAGACGGGAAUAUACAUCACAAAUUCGUACUGCCCUCCAGAUCACCAAAUGUUCGUAGAACAAAGAGAAUACGUUUGAAACCUCUGGAAUAUUGGCGAGGGGAACGGAUAGAUUACCAAGAAAGGGCAUCGGGAAGAUUUGUCAUUGGAAUAGUAUCCCCACCUCCAGUAUCACCCAGAAGAAAGUCAAAAAGAAACCUGGCCAAAGUCACCAAAAAAGCUAACAGGAAAUGGAUCCAUCGUGAUAACUAUGAAAAGGAUAAGUUAGUAGUGAAUCUGGAUAUAACUCUAGGCGAUCCCUUUCAGGCAACGUUGGCAAAGGACCCAGAAACAAGAGAGAUUGUCCCUAUGGAUCUUAUAAGACCACGAGAUACAUACCAAUUUUUUGUGGAGCAACAUGGUUUGAAAGUUUUUAAAACACUGGAUACAGCAGUUUUUUCUACUGGAAAAUUGGUUUUAGGACCCCAUGAAGAAAAAGGAAAGCAACAUGUUGGCCAAGAUAUAUUGGUUUUUUAUGUUAACUUUGGUGACCUUUUAUGUACCUUACAUGAAACACCGUAUAUGAUAACUACUGGUGAUUCAUUCUAUGUUCCUUCAGGUAAUCAUUACAACAUUAAAAACCUCUUGAAUGUGGAAAGUUGUCUUCUUUUUACUCAAAUAAAGAGAUGAAAUAUGUGUAUAUGUAUAAAAUAGGUUGUGUAUUGUAAAUUUUUGUAACUAUGAUUAUUUUAAAAUAAAACAUUUAUUUAGUUUGA
Molecule: messenger RNA, 3104 nt
Organism: Peromyscus leucopus (white-footed mouse)
Lineage: Eukaryota; Metazoa; Chordata; Mammalia; Rodentia; Cricetidae
Gene: Cenpc
Product: centromere protein C
Exons: 19
Coding region: 214-3018 (934 amino acids)
Biological process (GO): kinetochore assembly; attachment of mitotic spindle microtubules to kinetochore; spindle attachment to meiosis I kinetochore
Cellular component (GO): kinetochore
Molecular function (GO): centromeric DNA binding
Source: RefSeq, a predicted model, not a curated record